Messenger RNA from Populus euphratica (Euphrates poplar), 1289 nucleotides. RefSeq names its product trans-resveratrol di-O-methyltransferase-like. The coding region runs from base 42 to 1163 and encodes 373 amino acids. The record is from RefSeq and is a predicted model, not a curated record. The transcript is spliced from 2 exons. Gene Ontology annotation, molecular function: protein dimerization activity; O-methyltransferase activity. Lineage: Eukaryota; Viridiplantae; Streptophyta; Magnoliopsida; Malpighiales; Salicaceae.
CCAUACAGAGGAAAGGAGAAUUCUUCCACCUCGAAGGCAUAAUGGUGCAAGACACAUUUGUUAGGAGUGAAGGGAUUUGCGAUGUUAUUGAUCCCAUUCAAGAGCAGAAAGAAACUGAGUUGUUUCAAGCUCAAACUCAUUUGUAUGGCCAAAUGUUCAAUUACUUAAAUUCCAUGUCACUAGUGUGUGCAGCUCAGCUGGGCAUACCAGACAUAAUCCACAACCAUGGCAGCCCCAUCACUCUCCCUGAAUUGGUUUCAGCACUUCACAUUCCACCAAACAAAACUAGUUGCAUAUACCGGCUCAUGCGCAUGUUGGUGCACUCAGGCUUCUUUGCCACCACAAGAGCUGCUAAUGGUCAAGGAGAAGGGGAAGAAGAAGCUUAUGUUCUAACACCACCUUCCCAGCUACUUGUCAAAGAUAACACCAAUUGCUUGUCACCGUUUAUGUCAUUGAUUAAUCCAGCAUUUGUGACACCAUGGCAUUCCUUGGGAGAUUGGUUUCGAGGGAGUGAGCCAACUGCAUUUCAGCAGGCAUAUGGAAUGGCGUUUUGGGAAUACAAUAACCAAAAUCCUGAACUCAAUUGCCUUUUUAAUGCAGCAAUGGCCUGUGAUUCUCAGAUGAUGAACUUGGUUAUUAGAGACUGUAAGCCAAUUUUUGAGGGGUUGGAUUCAAUGGUUGAUGUAGGAGGAGGUACUGGAUCACUUGCCAGGAUCAUAUCCGAGACAUUCCCUCAUAUGAAGUGCACAGUACUUGAGACUCCACAAGUCAUUGCCAACUUGGAAGGCACUGAGAACUUGAAAUAUGUUGGAGGAGAUAUGUUUCAGCAUAUCCCUUCUGCAGAUGCCGUCUUACUUAAGUUAAUUUUUCACGGUUGGAGUGAUGAGGAUUGUGUGAAGAUACUGAAGAAAUGCAAAGAAGCUAUUUCAAGCAAAGAAAAGGGAGGAAAGGUGAUUAUCGUAGACGUGGUGAUAAAUAAGAAGAAAGAUGAGCAUGAAUUAACCGAAACGAAGCUCCUCUUUGACAUGCUGAUGAUGGUUGUGGCUGCUGGAAAAGAGAGAAGUGUCGAAGAAUGGGAAAGGCUGUUCUUGGAGGCUGGUUUCAGUCACUACAAGAUUACAUCCUUAUUUGGUCUAAGGUCCCUAAUUGAAGUUUAUCCUUAGGCCGAAGAAACUAUGUAUUGUAAACUAUAUAGCUAGUAUGAUUGCUGAAUAAAUUUAUGUAUCCUGCUUGAGAAGUUGUUGUGAUGGCACUAGUCCAAGCACCAACCUUCUAUGUUGAUUUAUUAA